AUGGCCGGGGCGCGCGGCGGGCGGGCGGGGCCGGCGGUGGCGGCGCGGCUGCUCCGCCUGGAGGCGCGGCUGGCGCGGGCGGAGCGGCAGCUGCGGGCGGCGCUGGCGCUGCGCGGCCGCCUCGAGGCGCUGGAGCGGCGCCUGGGGGAGCGCGGCGGCGGUGGCGGCGGCCCCCCCGGGGGCCCGGGCGCGGGGCCGGUGAGCCUGGAGGACGUGUGGGUGCACUUCAGCGAGCGCGAGUGGCGGGCGCUGCGCGGCUGGCAGCGGGCCCUGCACCGCGCCGUCAUGAGGAGCAACUACGACCUGCUGCUCUCCCUCGACCAGGCCGAGCCCGCGCCGGGACCCCGCGCCCGCCGGCGACACCGGGACCUCCCACCCGAGGGCCGCGAGCGCCGCGACGAGCAUCCAGUUUAUACAGAAGACAAUUUAAUUGACAUUAAGCAAGAGGAAGAGCUGUGUGCUGCAGAUCUGCAGGAUGUGGAGGGUACAGAAGCUGCUGAAGAGCCCUGCCUAGUGGAGCAAGCAUUUUAUGGGCCUGACGCUUCAAGUCAGACCAAGAAAGGCCAAGAAGUUCAUGUCAGGGAGCUGCCAGAUGCAGAGGGUGAAGACCCCCCUGGAGACCCUUACGCAGGGUUUCAGACUUGUACAACUGAUGUUUUGUCUUGGAUUAAACAAGAGGAGGAGCCCUACCUCCAUGAACGACAAGACUUGGAGGAAGAAGAAAUGUCUGCAGAUCCCAGUACAGUGAAUGAUGAAAACACAAGGAGUAAUCCUCAGGCAGAUUGUUUUGAAAGCACCGUGUGUGACUCUGAUGUACCGGGAACACCUGGAGAGAAGGCUUCCAAGGAUCCCAGCCCUGGAGUGACAUGGGACAGUCAGUGGAAUUCAGAAAUCAUGGAAGCAGCCACCACCGGGAACAACACUGGGGAUUACACUCGCAGUGACCAGCGGUUUGGUGAGCACUCAGAUUUCGUCAGCACUCAGGAAAACAAUGUUGGAGAGAGACCACAUGCAUCCAACAAAUGUGAGAGGAGCUCUAGCCAGCAAGGGCAUCUUCAGACCCCCCAGGGAGCCCAAGGAGGGGGGAUGUUUCCAGGCCCCACGUCUGAGGACGGUCUCGGCGACAGGGUGUUCCAUACGCCGCGCUCGCACCCACGAGCUCCAGGCACAGCCAGGCUCAGUGACCACAGCGGCCUUCGUGGAGGGGAUCAGCCACCUGCAUGCACAGAAAGUGGGGAGAACAUCUCUGCUGAAAACCCGUUAACCAGCCCCUGCCGGGACCACCCCGGGGACAAGUCAGACGCGUGUGCCACGUGUGGGCAGCACUGCCCGCCCCGGGGCAGCUUGGCAAGCCAGCAGCAGAGCCAGGGGAAAGGGAAGUCCUACAUAUGCAGCGACUGUGGGAAAAGCUUCAUUUGCUAUUCCUGGCUUGUCAGACACCAGAUGACUCACACAGGAGAGAGGCCGUACAAGUGCUCUGAGUGUGACAAAAGCUACAGGAGAAAGGAUUAUCUUCUGAAGCACCAGCGCCGGCAUUCGGGAGAAAGGCUGUUCCAGUGCCACCUGUGCAGGAAAGGGUUUGUGCUCAGGAAGAGUCUCCUUAAGCAUCAGGAAAGUCACGUGCAAGAAACACAGGUAACUUUAGCCAGCUGGCAUGGCGCAGACAUCAGGGGAUCUGUGACGCCCUCCGUGUAGCGAAGCCUGUCCAGCCGCGGGUUUCACAGGCUGUUCGGAUAUCGCCCGUGCUGGGCGGGAAGGCAGGAUAGCAGCAGGAUCGCCCAGCUCUGGGCUGGACCGUGGCAGGAGGAGGGUGUUGAACAGCCGUUCAAUCCCCCUCCAAGGGAAGGGGAGAACACUGGAUAUUUGUCUUUGCAGGCUGCUUUGAAGCAGUCCAUGGAGCUGUUCUGCAGCUUCUGCUGGUGACUCUAUCUGUCGCUAUUUGAGACAUAUUACUGCCAGCAGUGAAUCUGCUCAGGGGAGAAAUCAGAUCGAUGAAACUACUGGGAAAGCUUCAGGCUAGAGAAUAUCUGAAAGGUUUCCCCUAGGCUUCUUGGAGCCGAGUUGAGAGCAGAGACCAGGCCCCUUGGUCUAAAAACAAAUGAGUUAAAGUUACUAAUUAUCCACUAAACAAGUGAAGCAGUGCCAGGAAACACCCACUAGUGUGAAAUGCUUAGGAAAAGCAAGUGUUAACCCUGUGGUUGGAAGAGCCACUUGGACCAUUUAAGGGAAGCCUCCAGAGCAAGUAGCAAGUGGAUAGCAGGUAGCAGAGUUUGAGAGGUAGCUUGUUCCUACAGGUAAACCAGAGGAGCUCUGGGGGUUCGGUACUGCUGAACCUCGCCUCAGCUGAAGGGAGGCAGAGAGGAUCCUGAAGGUGGGGGGCUGACCUGCCUAAUGUGUUGUAAAAUGACCAGAAAGCCUAGGACAUGGUUUUCGCUUUGCACAGCCAUAAACUUUGUUCUGCUGCACUUACUUAACAUGUCAUUACAGGUCUGGUGUAUAUAUAUUUAUGUACGGUUUUCUGUAUCCAAUGAAAACAGAAAAUUUAAAUGUUUGCUAACUGUU
Dromaius novaehollandiae (emu) is the source of this 2562-nucleotide messenger RNA. Its product is annotated as zinc finger protein 282-like. The record is from RefSeq and is a predicted model, not a curated record. The transcript has 7 exons. NCBI's taxonomy places the organism in Eukaryota, Metazoa, Chordata, Aves, Casuariiformes, Dromaiidae. Bases 1 to 1695 code for a protein of 564 amino acids. Gene Ontology annotation, biological process: regulation of DNA-templated transcription.